Messenger RNA from Populus nigra (black poplar), 2586 nucleotides. RefSeq names its product protein cornichon homolog 1-like. Bases 124 to 573 code for a protein of 149 amino acids. The transcript has 4 exons. Lineage: Eukaryota; Viridiplantae; Streptophyta; Magnoliopsida; Malpighiales; Salicaceae. Gene Ontology annotation, biological process: vesicle-mediated transport. The record is from RefSeq and is a predicted model, not a curated record.
CUCCAUUUCUCUCUGUUUUUUUUUUUUUGCACAAAAAAAAAUCAAACAGAAAAGAAAACCCCACUCCCUCUGUACCCAGUCCCUCACGCAUUCUCUGCCCCGAAAAAGAAGCAAGCAGAAACAAUGUGGAAUUUGAUUUUCUGGAUCAUCUGUUUACUCAUCAACUCUGGCCUCCUCGCUAUCGUCUUUUACGCUCUUCUAUGCUUAACGGACUUGGAGGUAGACCAGAUGGAUCCGUUUGUGGCGACGGCUAACAUCAACAGGUGGAUUCUGCUUGAGUUUGCUUUGCAAGCUGCACUCAGCAUUCUUUUACUCUUCACAGGUCACUGGAUCUUGUUUUUGGCGGCAGUUCCUCUUACCUGUUAUCAUGCAAUGCUGUUUAUUAGACGGCAACAUCUUAUUGAUGUCACUGAAGUUUUCAGAAACCUCAACACUGACAAGAAGCGUAGGAUGAUCAAGCUUGGUGUCUACAUGAUCUUCUUCACAAUUUGCGUAUUUAGAAUUGGUGCAGGCAUCUUAUCACUGUUCAACUCUGAAGAAUUAGAUAUCCACUCAUCUUUUUUUGAAUUCUAGAAACUUACCAUUAUUAGCCUGGAAGCUUGAUACUUUUUAGUGCUUUUAAAUAGGAAAGCAUUUGAUCAUAUGAGGGGCUACCGGGUUAAUGGUUUUGUAGUUUUGCAUUUUUUCAGAAAAAGUAAUGCUGGCAUAAAGUAUUUGACCUAUUUUUCUAUUAUUGCUCCAAUUCUUUAUCUACACUCUACAUAAAACUGUGCAUAAAAUUGAAAAUAAAACUCCAGUCAUGGCAUUGAAUUUCAUUGCUUUUCUCUUGUACAGUUGAACAUUUACAUAUAUUUAUGUAACUAAUUGUAAAUAAUGAAUCUGGCACUUACAUGUGUAGAGAAUCUUAAGUUCCUACUUUGGCCAAAUCACGUACUAUCAUUGUUAAACCAUUGACAUAAUAGUUCAGGAACCUGAUGCUGCUAUUUUGACUUUUUUCCCUUAAGUUCUCAUUGCUUACUGCACUUUGGUAAAAGGCCAAGAAUGUUAAUCUACGGGUUCAUAAAGCUGUGUUUGUUUUUGCAUUACAAAGCGCUUUUAAAUUUUAUUUUCUUUGGCUUCAAAUUUUUUUUUUAAUGAUUUUGGAUCAUUUUGAUGUGCUUAUGUCAAAAAUAAAUUUUAAAAAAUAAAAAAAAAUAUUAUUUUAAUGCAUUUCCAAAUGAAAAGCUCUUUGAAAAGUAACGGCUACCACAAUCACAGCUACUAUCUUAGUACAUUGACAAACAUCAUGUAGGGGUAUGCAAUAUGCAUGUGAUGCUAAUCUGUUUUUGGCUUUGCUUUCUCACUAGACAACUGUGAUUGUAUGUUAAUAAAUGUCAUUAUUGAAAAGGAGUAUUUUAACCUCACAUCAGAGUAUUUAAUAAACCAUUACAAGUGGCAUUCAUUGACCAUGCCAUGGGUUUCCAUUUUUCUCCAAGAAUGAAGCUGACACUGAACUGUACUGAAGAUUGAACUCAAGUACAAGUCUUUGUUUGGCAAGAGUAUCUAUUGUGAGUUAAUCUGAUAAUCAUUGUGAAAUGCAAUGAGUGUUGCAGAUCUGACCAGGUUCAAAGGUUUUAUGUAUUGAAGGUUUGCCAAUUACCAAACUGUUUAGAAUUCGUAGAAUAAUGAAAACAUUCAGAUUCAGAUAUUCAACAUGUAGGAACUCAAACUAGCAUGUGUGUAUGAUAAUGGCUUAUCUUGUGGAGAAAGGGCAUAAGCCUCGUGUUACGGUGGUGAGACUAAGGAGGGACUGAGUAUUUGUGAGGUGAAGGAUUUAAAUAUGAGUGCAACAGGGUCAAUUAGGAUAUGGCCUCCAGGACCCAUCUUUGGGUGUAUUAUGUAUCUAGGCUGCUGUGUAUUAUGUAUUUAGGCCGCUGUUUUAUGUUUGAAUAAGAGUGUUCUCUCUUCACUACAGUUUCCAAUUUUUUUUUUAACAAAUAUGUUUGCAAAGUUAUCUUUACAUUGCUUUUAGGUUCCAAGAUAUUUGUGAAUUUCACAUGGAUUGUGGGAGGGCUUUUCUUUGUGAAGGAGCGGGAGUACCAUUUUGUGUCCAUUACCCAUAAGACACCGGCUCUCUACCUUUCUAAAGGACCUUGAACUCUCUCUCUAUCCUCUAUGCUUAUAAGAAAUUCUUCUUGCAGGGUUGUGUUGUUUGCUGUCAACCUUAUACUAAAUGACGACGACGACAUUGAUUCACAUUGAUCACUAUUCGAAUGGUUUUAGCUGCACAUUGUAAGUGGGUUUUACAUCUCUGAUCCAAACAAAAGGACAAGGAAAUGAAUUUUAGCCUAGCAAAUUACAUCUUCUAACGUUCAUGUUUAAAGGAGCGCCAUCUAAUUAUUUUCAAUGUCGUCAGUUUUAACAUGUAAUAUGCUUACUGAUUCAUAGAGUUGCUUGUAAGCUGGGUCUUACAAUUAGGUGGUUCCCACGAGGAUGUUAACAUAUCACUGAAAAAUUUGGAAUGCUACAUGCAUCAGCUAACGUUGAUGGAUACAUUGAUCUGUUUCAAGUAUAUAAUGACCUGCAUUUGAGUCCCCUGUUUUUCUU